Messenger RNA from Dissoconium aciculare CBS 342.82, 1554 nucleotides. RefSeq lists its product as uncharacterized. Gene Ontology annotation, molecular function: metal ion transmembrane transporter activity. Gene Ontology annotation, cellular component: membrane. The transcript is spliced from 2 exons. Gene Ontology annotation, biological process: metal ion transport; transmembrane transport. Bases 1 to 1554 code for a protein of 517 amino acids. Lineage: Eukaryota; Fungi; Ascomycota; Dothideomycetes; Mycosphaerellales; Dissoconiaceae. The record is from RefSeq and is a predicted model, not a curated record.
AUGUCCGCUGAGGCUAAUGGCUACAUUACCUAUCUUGAGACAUGUAAGAGAUUUCACCGGGAUUCCACAUUUUACCUGGAGCGGCUCGUGAAUUUCAUCAAGCAGCCGCAAGAGGCUAGCGAGAGAGAGAUUUCGUGCAUCGAAUUUGAUCCUAGCCAGCUGAAUGAAGGUCCAAAGAGCAUCGAUAUCGAUAAACCAAAGCAAGGUUGCCGCGUUGUAUGCGUGUCAGGUUUCCCCUCCCCUGCUACGAUCAGCCACCUCGGAAAGAAGUUCUUUCCACGUCCAGAACUCUUAUUGGGCCAUCUGGAACUCGAGCGAACAGUCAUUCAAAAGCCCACUUCUUUCGAACUUCCUGCACUCCCCUCUCGACGCGACAAUAUUGUGCAUAUUCGAUUCAUACGACUCUUCCGAACUGGUAAGCGAAAAGCAUCGCUUGGAAGUGACUUUGAAGAGCUUUCCCAGGAAAGGCAAAAUGCCAUCAAGAUGACUCUAGAGUAUGAAAAGAUUUUAAUGGACAAACGACUCUUCGGGGCGACGAGAUUUCGGAAGGUGAACGUACAUUCUUUCGAAUACUUCAGCGUCGAGCAAUUGGUGUCCUUCAGCGUCGCGGAAGUCGCGAAUGGAUUUUGGACAGGAAUAUACUUGAUCGAUCGCGGCAAAGGCGUACAAAUACGUCCUGAUGUCGAACUGCCGUGGUGUAAAUACUUAGUGGACGAGGAUCAACAGCCUGAAGUCCUGCUAGUGGUGGAUUACAAUGAUCUCGACGGCAAUUCAUUCCUCGAUAUCCCUGGAGAACUUGACCAGAUCCCGGAAACCUAUCUCAUACAUCCGCACCACCCUCUCCUUGCUUGCUUUCGCACCCAAGACCAGGAUCUGUUAGGAAAAUAUCCAUUCGUGAUAUGUGCACGGACACUGGCGGUGGCCGCAGCGUCUUGGAAUCAGUUGCUGAACUAUCUAGAGGCUGAUAUUGAUAAUUGCCAACGCGUCAAGCCAAAAAAAUUCCAGGGCGGAUUGGCACAGCUUCAGUACAAUAUCAGCCUGAUCAAGAACUUCCAAGGCGCCAUUUCCGACAACCGGAACACUACCGACGAUAAGGGAAGUGCAGGAUGGCCCUGGCCUGACAAGUCCCAUUCAAACAAAGAAUGGUUGCGAAUGGAGAAGAUUCGAAAGGAUUUACUGCGAGAUUACGAUGAGCUCAGCGUGCGCUGCCAGAGUCUGCUGCGUCGGUGCGAAGCAGCGAGUGGCCUACUCAUCAAUCGGAUCAGCAUCGAGGAAGCUCGCCGGUCAGUCGAUCAGGCAGAGCUGGUCAGUAGAUUCACUCGGCUGGCCUUCUUCUUCAUACCACUCUCGUUCGUGGCAAGUGUCUUUGGAAUGAACGUAUCGGAAAUUCAGGGAAACUUCCCAUCGAUAUGGACCUUUUUCCUGGUCGCAACGAUCAUCUCCAUGGCUUCGCUGAUUCUCGCGAUGACAUCCACACAGCGGACUUCCUGGAUCGACUUGGUCAGGAAAUGGGUCCUCGGAUUUGUCGGCACCGAUUCAACCAGGAUGCCAUAG